CAUAGCGUGAUGUUACAGUGGGGGUAUCAGAGACGCAGUUGAAGUGUGACACCUUGAGUGCUGCCACGCUCAGGAUGCGUUGGAUCAGAACAGGUCAUGAUAUCAAUGGAGCACUGGAACCAUCAAACAUUGACACCAGCAUCCUGGAAGAAUAUAUUGGCAAGGAAGACUCACCAGAUAUUUCCGAUUUGGACUCCAUCUCUGAAAUCCCAGCCUCUGCUGGCUACCCUCAUGCCCAACCUUCCAGCUCUGCCAGUGUCGGUGUAUCUGUCUCCAAUGCUGGCCAUGCUUCUAAUGCUGCAUCUAGUGGUCCCCUCCAUCAUGGCCUUCCAAGCACCCAAGUCCCCAUCCGGCACGGUCUCCACCAUGGCCCCCCUGGCAGCCAAGUUCCAAUCCGGCAUGGCCCCCCAUUGCCCAGUCCAUGUGGACCCAGCUACAGUACUCACCUCAACUGCAAUAACAACAAUGGCAUGGUGAUGCCCAAGGGGUACCUCAGCAGCCACUGCCUGACCAACAUUGCCCCUCCAAUCAAAUCAGAGCUGAAGGCCUCCUACACACCUGGCACUUUACCCGACUCUCCCCCGGACUCUGGAUCAGAGGCAUACUCCCCCCAGCAGGUGAAUGAUCCUCACCUCCUUCGAACCAUGACUCCUGAGAAUAUGUGUCAUAUAACUCCCCCUUCCCGCCUGGAGCACCCACCCCCUCCUCCACCGCCACCCCCUCCACCAUCCCACCUCCAAGGGCCACCUCCACCACCACCACCACCACCACCGCCUCACCCACACCAGCAGCCGCACAGCCAUCACUAUCCCAGCAUGCAGCGGGACAUGUACAUGAAGGCUGAGUCUCUGAUGCCCCAGUUCACUAUUGGACAAGGCAUGUCACCUGGAGAUCUCCACCAUGCCCAGCAGUCACAGAUGCUUCACCAGCUACUGCAGCAGCAUGGAGCAGAACUUCCAGUGCACCCUGCCAAGAAGAGGAAACACUCAGAGUCGCCCCCAAAUACUCUCAAUGCCCAGAUGCUUAAUGGGAUGAUAAAGCAGGAGCCAGGGACAGGGUCUGUGCCUCUCAACCCUGACAGAGCCCAAACACCUCCUUGGCAUCAGCAGGGGGCGCUGUCACCAGGCCUGAUUCAGGACAAUGACAGCUUGAAUGGCUCCUACUUGGAUCCCAAUUACCAGUCUAUAAAAUGGCAGCCACAUCAACAGAACAAGUGGGCGACUCUGUAUGAUGCCAACUACAAGGAGCUACCGAUGCCCACAUACCGGGUGGAUGCAGAUAAAGGCUUCAACUUCUCUGUGGGUGAUGACGCUUUUGUGUGCCAGAAGAAGAAUCACUUCCAGGUCACGGUCUAUAUUGGUAUGAUUGGAGAUCCUAAGUAUGUCAAGACCCCCGAAGGCUUGAAGCCGCUUGAAUGCUUCUAUCUGAAACUGCAUGGAGUAAAGUUGGAGGCCUUGAACCAGUCCAUCAACAUAGAGCAGUCGCAGUCUGACCGCAGCAAACGGCCCUUCAACCCUGUCAUGGUCAAUUUGCCUCCGGAGCAGGUUACAAAGGUCACUGUGGGACGGUUGCACUUCAGUGAGACAACAGCCAAUAACAUGAGGAAGAAGGGCAAGCCCAAUCCCGAUCAGAGGUACUUCAUGCUGGUUGUGGCCUUGCAAGCUCAUGCCCAGAGCCAGAACUACACUCUGGCUGCUCACAUCUCGGAGCGCAUCAUUGUUAGACAAAGGGCCGGUUCGGGGUUAAAACACAAACAGAGGGCGGACGGGGACCCCGGAGUCUGCAGACAAGCCUCUAACCCAGGCCAAUUUGAGAGUGACAGCGAUGUACUCUGGCAACGUGCUCAGCUCCCCGACACCGUCUUUCACCACGGCAGAGUUGGCAUCAACACAGACCGCCCAGAUGAAGCCUUGGUCGUCCAUGGCAACGUGAAAGUCAUGGGCUCCCUUAUGCACCCAUCAGACAUCCGAGUAAAAGACGACAUCCAGGAAGUGGAUACCACAGAACAGCUGAAGAGAAUCUCCCGUAUGCGACUGGUGCACUAUAACUACAAGCCAGAGUUUGCUGCCACCGUAGGCCUGGAGAACACAUCAGAGACAGGUGUCAUUGCUCAGGAGGUGAGGGAGAUUCUCCCAGAAGCAGUGAAAGAUACUGGGGACAUGGUCUUCACCAGUGGGAGGACUGUAGAGAACUUCCUAGUGGUGAAUAAGGAGCGCAUUUUCAUGGAAAAUGUAGGGGCUGUGAAAGAGCUUUGCAAACUGACUGAUAACCUGGAGACCCGGAUUGAUGAACUGGAGAGAUGGAGUCAUAAACUCGCCAAACUCAAGCGACUGGACAGUAUGAAAUCAACUGUUAGCUCUGGAGCAUUCAGCCAAGCAGGGAGUCAGUUCAGCCGUGCAGGAAGUGUGCCACACAAAAAGAGGCCCCCCAAAAUGUCCAGCAAGUCCCCUUCUGUGGUCACGGACCAAGCGUGCAUCAGCCAACGUUUCCUUCAAGGCACCAUCAUUGCCCUGGUGAUCAUCAUGGCAUUCAGCGUGAUAUCCAUGUCUACCCUCUAUGUGCUGAGCUACCGCAAUGAGGAAGACGUUGUGGAUAUAGAAGGUUCUUUUGCUGUGCCGACCACUUGCCUCCUGGCUCUCUUUCGGCACAGGGGUCCUGGCAUCCCAGUUGCCCUGUGUCCACGGUCCAGUCAGAACAUUGAUAAGAAUCAGAUUAUGUUUUCUACUGCUGCCUCAUCAAACACACCUGAUGAUGCUUCCCUUAAACAGCAUGCCACAACACAUGUGCCUGAAUCGCUCUAUGACUUGCCUGCCCAAAGCAUAUUAGUCUGUUUCGACCCGCCUUGUUUCUCCAUGUGCUGUUCUCCUUUUCUGAACACCAUUCCAAACAACGUAUCUUCUGAUGCAGCUUCUGAGACUACCACCCCAGCCACCAACAACCGGACAGAUCAAAGCCUCAUGUCACUGCUGCCAGUGACCAACAUCAAAGCUAAAUCGAGGGGAAUCACUGGCAAGGUGACUUCCCAUACAAAGUGGCCAAAGACCUCUGAGAGAUCACGGGGCUUCAGCAGCCCCAAUGCCAGCCCAUCCUCCCCCUUCACCCACAUCCAAGGCAAGUCCAAAUACAUCUCCAACCUCCCAACACGCAACAGCUUCUCCCCUGGGCAGACACGGCAGCGGCGCAGCACCAUCAGCCAAUCAGACGCCGAGGAGCCCAGCACAGGAAGCACCAGCCAGGAGGGAAAAGCUCCUGUUCUCCAGUCCAUAUCACUUGUAGAGAGCAACGUGGUCAUCACGCCUCAGGCCUGUGCUGCUGGUGAUGAAUGCAGGCCGGGGAACAUCACAUACCGCAUCCCCAUCAGCAAGUUUACUUCGGUGAACACAAAUCUUACUCUGGAGAUGAACGCCUCCUCUGCUGUGUCUGGCUAUUUUUGUGGUUUUGCCUCCAGCAACCCAUGUCAGCACAACACUGUGAACGCGGACAGCUUCUCUGAUGCAGCAGGCACCCAGGGAGUAACAUACCAUUGGCCUGUGGUGAUGAUGCCGUUCCAAGAGUUCACCUAUCACUUCCGAUUUGCUAAACCUGGCCAAGCAAACUGCAGUACUGCUGUGGAGCAGAUGGGCUCUCUCUUCACUGACUAUUACUUCCAAUUCUACUGGCUGUGUGAGUGAGUCUCGGGAGCACCACUGCCCUUGGACUGGAACUGAAAUGGGCCCACAAGGCUCAUUGGACUGGAUGUUCCCUCCUAUGAGCCCCCAAGUCCUAUCCUGUUGCCUCUGUCAUCAGCUGGUGUGGUUCUCCCCCACCCCACCCUGCGGUGGAAUAUCAACAUUAGAAUGCCAAACAACUUUGGGGGAACGAUGCCACUAGCAAGCAAAACAUGGAAAUACUGAGGCAUCUUUUUCCCCCUUGACAUGCCAGAUGCUUGUCAUUCAGUCCUCCAAAGGCCUUACUUGUUGUAGAGACAUCGACAUUCCUUCUUUUUCCUCAUUUUUACACUGGAUUUGAAAGUUCUACACUGGAGCCGUGCCUGGGUUUAAUGUCUUUGGGCACCUCAGAACUACAAAAUACAGUUCAGCUGGGAAGAGAUCUCAGCACCCAGAGAGCCAACGAAGCGGCUUUCUUAGACACUGGCGUUUCUCAACGAUGACGCUGGGAGUCCUUCUCUAAAGCUGAAACACUGGAAUUCUUUCUGUAAAAGGAAUAUUCUGCCUGGCUGUGUUUGCAAGUCAUACACUGGAGUUUCUGACCUUCUGGCUGGCAGCUAGCCUCUUCUCUCUUUAACUUAUGCUCUGCAGAAGUCCUGGUGACACUGGAACACACAAAUGACCAGUCGUUUCAAACAGCAGCAACCAAUGGAAAAGCAAUGGGAUUUGCCUCUGGCUUCCCCCCUCCCUCUCUCUCUCUCACCAUAUAGUUACAUUCCAGGGAGAGAAGACCUCAGUAACCUCACAAAAACAACUCUCAGGCAGGCUAGUUUUAUUCCCAAUGUGCCUUUUUUCAGGAUUGGAUAAAUACGCUUCUGAAGAAGCAAGCUCAAAUCUACUUGAGGAAAGCAGUGUCUGAGCUUUGCCUCUGGACUGAUAUAAUAUGCAUUGGCAUCCUAGGGCUCCUCGCGAGGCCCAUACAUUGAGAGCAGCAAAAAAUGCCUUUCAGCCCAACAAGCACACGGCACGACCCUUGCUCAGCAGGAGACCAUCCCUGAAGUUGAAGAGGGAGGCCAUCAGAAGAGAUCUACCCUACACUAAACGUAUAUCCAGACUGAAAAGUGUUUUGAUCCCCAAGGGGUCACUUGUCAGGCAACAAACAGAACAUUUUUUUCACUCCAGACCUUAAGCCUCCUUGGCAUUCUUAAGAAUAUUUUGGGUGUAUUUUGGGUAACUUACUGUUACAAGGUGUUAACUUGCUAAACCACUGAUCUUUCCCCCUCCCCCUCCACACAAGAUCAGCUUGUUUGAUUAUUGAUCCACUUGUCUCUCAUAGGAAACCAAAGCGGGCUGUCGCUGGGCACCAGCCUGCGUCCGCAUUUUGAAUCGGGGAAGCGCAAGGAGUUAAGACAAAUGCACAAGCACAACCAUCCAGCAUUUCAGGCCUUUAACUUCCAUUCAGAGGAAGGAAGGACAGGCCAACUCAGUCAAGCUCUGUUUUUGUUUUUUGUAAAACGGGUUAUUUAGAUUUCUGUGCAAGAGUGUGAACAGCAACUUAGGGAGGAUGAGAGGACAGGGAUGGGAAAGAUAAGAAGCAAAAUGGUUAGCUGCUGGGACUGCUCGUAUAUUCUGAAUCAGGUUAUCAAUCUGCAAAUCCACAGAUAUAAACAUACUUGCCUUUGGUUUAAUUCUAAUGACCAAGCACUGAUGGUUUUUAAAUCACAUUAUUGUAAACUGAAAGGAACAACUGUGUUAAGGUAGGAAUCCACUUUAUGAUGGUGGCUGGGUUUAUCUCUGUGUUGGUGAAAUGUGUAUUGGUGCCUGCAUUCCUGGAUAGAUCUGCCAUUUUAUUAGUAGUAAUGAAAUUGCCCAGGUAGGCAGGCCUGCCCGCCCCCAUCCCCAGUUAUCACCAGUUUCACAUUUGCUGCUCUCAGCUCACAUUACAGAUUUAAUAGUCAACCCCUUUGCCCAGAGAACUCUGGUAACCAUAGUUCUGCUUGGGGAGUUCUCACAUAAAUUUUUCAGCACCCCCAGUAAGCUAUGAUUCACAGGAUUCUUUGAAGGGAGCUGGAACAGUAAAAGUGACAUAAAAGUAAUAAAAAUGUGUAGAUAAUGUCUGCAGUGUCUGUUGGCGUCCCAGUGACGGUUGCCACUUUUCGUUACAAUGAUGCACAUUACAUGAAUGGGCAUAAGGGGAAAUGGCACCUGGCACUGAGGAACUACCAUUCAUUAGAAGCAGCCGAGAGGGGCACACAGGCAUGGGCUGGGGAAGAUAUUGGAGACCCAGCAGAACAAGGGCACUGAUAGCAUCUGAUAAUAGCUGCGGGCUGUCUUAUCAAGGAACAAGGAUAUGAGAAAUGUAGUUGCAAUUGCUAGUGCUCACCACCAAGUGGCACCAUUGCUGAACAGAGGGGGAAACAAACAGGAACAAUAAGAGACCAGCAGUUAUGUCCCCCUUAUUAACGUCUCAUUUUGCCCCAUCAGUCAGACUGGGUCAUGUAAUUUGUUAGUGGCAUUUAGUGCAGCCAAGGAGGUGUUUCCUCCCUAGUGAAAGAAGUGCAGAAAUCUGUUUCAUAGCAAUUCUAUACUCUUACUUCUUCAGUAAAUCCCAUUGAAUUUGGUGGGACUUACCUCUGGGUAGAGGGGUGUAGGUUUGCACUGUUACUCAAUGUUACUUGUGAAAACGUUCUUGCAUUGAAUGCCGGUAAUGCAAAACUGGUUGAAAUCUCCCUUGUGAAACAGCCUGUUACUGACAAGCAAGCACUCUUGCUUCUCCUUACAGCCCCUGCUUCUCUCUCCCCCUCCUAUGUUCCUCCUAAACAGAUCUGCAGUAUCUGGGAGCCCCAUUUGAAGACCCUUAGAAUUAUCACUGCUGUGGGUUCCCCACCACCACCCUUUCCUCUGCUCCUGCCGCAACUCCAACACAUGUCUGGUAGAGCCAACACAGACGGGGUGGAAAUGGCGAUCUUAACCUAAACUUCAUUGAAUUGCUGUGGAGUCUUAGUCUGCCACACAUCUGCACACCACCCUCCCAGGAUAGAGGCUAUUGCCUUUUUCUUUUUAAGUAGGAGACACACACACAAAAAC
This is a messenger RNA of Podarcis raffonei (Aeolian wall lizard), 6734 nucleotides long. It is a transcript of the gene MYRF, whose product is annotated as myelin regulatory factor. Gene Ontology annotation, biological process: positive regulation of DNA-templated transcription; protein autoprocessing; central nervous system myelin maintenance. Gene Ontology annotation, molecular function: DNA-binding transcription factor activity; sequence-specific DNA binding. The record is from RefSeq and is a predicted model, not a curated record. The transcript is spliced from 28 exons. The coding region runs from base 75 to 3671 and encodes 1198 amino acids. Gene Ontology annotation, cellular component: nucleus; endoplasmic reticulum membrane. NCBI's taxonomy places the organism in Eukaryota, Metazoa, Chordata, Lepidosauria, Squamata, Lacertidae.